Eruca vesicaria subsp. sativa (arugula) is the source of this 501-nucleotide messenger RNA. NCBI's taxonomy places the organism in Eukaryota, Viridiplantae, Streptophyta, Magnoliopsida, Brassicales, Brassicaceae. The record is from the annotation of a GenBank genome assembly.
AUGGAGGUAAUUUCAGAUCCCAUAGAUGAAUUUAAUGGGUUGCAACUGGUUUCGAACCUGGUUGAAAAGAAGAAUAUGUUGGGAGAAGAAGAUGUGAUGGACAUGGAGGAAAUCCGAGCAUGUUUAUUACAAAAGGGGAUAGAUAUGGACUCAGAGGAGUUUUUAAAAGAAAACCCGGAGGAUGAUUUUGAAAAAAUGAUUAAGGAACAGGAGGAGGAAGAGAUGGCCGAGUCAGAGAUUCAUCGGGCAACGGAGGAACAGAAAACUGCGGUUGAGACAAUGGAGGGGGUAGGAGGAGAACAGGAUAAGAACCAAGGGACUCGUCGGAGGUUGGUAAAACCGGCCAUCAACACCUUUGGCAGCAACAAAAUGCGUACAGCCACAGCCUUACUCUCUCCACGGAAGCGUAACAUGAACAAAGGUGGAGCUAAACAAGGGGAGCUUAAGACUCUCGAUGGGAAAGGGAUCCCAAUACCGAAGGCCGCAAACUCAAAAACUUAA